Styela clava is the source of this 2051-nucleotide messenger RNA. RefSeq lists its product as uncharacterized. The record is from RefSeq and is a predicted model, not a curated record. Lineage: Eukaryota; Metazoa; Chordata; Ascidiacea; Stolidobranchia; Styelidae.
UUAUUUUCAGAUCUAGAUUCUAGCUAUUCUGCCAAGUGUCAUUUUAUACUUUCAUUUGUCAAGAUCGCUUAGUUACCAUAGCAACGGAUACCGAAUAACGUCAUCGCAAUGUUUAUUGUCGUGAAUUACGGAGAGAGGAAGCAAGCUCUCUUCAAUCCGAAUUGUAAGAUGCAACAUUUGCUUGAGAAUAUAAAAGAGCGUUGCCAGUUUCCAAGAAACAUCGAAAUUGAUUUAUCUGACGACAUUGGUAACCUGAAGAAUCUUUCGAAAUCAACUUGCCAAUAUGCAAAUGAGAUAUUGAACGUAGAACGAGAAAACCUUGUGCUCAUUGAAGUGCGGCGUAAUGGAAAGAAAAAUGAUGACGUCAUCGAUGGACUGAAGAGGUUAGCAGUACCUCCGCCCUUAUUUGACCCUGACGUGACGUAUAUACCACUACUUAACGAUGAUCAGAUCGUUAAUUCUAAAUUUCAAGCUCGUUUAACAUCGCGCGGUUCACCAGCGCUUUCGGAAACUCGGAAAAAAGACAAAAAAAAAACAGGGAGAAGAAACACCGAAGCAUUCAAUUCGUCGGAGAAAGGAAGUUUUGAUGCUAGUUUGACGUCACAAUCCCUUUCUUCAAUAAAUUCACCGAAGCGAAACGGAAGCAGCAAACCAACAAAAAAGACAAAUCAGUCUACAAACAGAAGCAAAUCGCGAGGGAAAGUCAAAUAGAUCGACUGCUAUUUUUCCUAUUCACACCAAAGAACUUUCGUUUACUUAUUUCAUUACUGUUCCAAAUGCAACGGUGUACGCUGUUGGACUCACAAAUAGUAUACCUCAAAGUAGCGCUUCUAUGGUUAUAAUUGCUGGCAUGCACACAUAUGCUUCAGCUAUGAAAAUAUUUUGUAAGACAAUACCCGAUACACAGUUAAUGCAUAUCUUCAUAAAAUUCCUCAAUCCCAAACUCAUAAGGUCAAAUCUACAUUGAGAAUUACUCCCAACGAAUUUUGAACAAUAUCUAUUCAAUUUCUUUAUAUAUACUUGUAGAUUCGAACAAUUUUUCUGUCUUAAGACAGUUAGCAUUACGUCCAACUGCAUUUCACUCAUUGGGAUAUUAUACAGAAAGGGUAUUUCUAAAACAUGGUAUUUUAAUAAAUUCUCCAAUUCCAUUCUUAACUAGGCUGAUCUUGAUAUUAAUAAUCCACAACAAAUCUUAAAUUUUGUGAAAUAAUUUCGUUUUUUAUAUAUAUACGCAUACUUGUGUACAAUGUAUACUGCUGGACCAUGUCAUUCAGCAAUUCAAAUCCAAAGAUUUUUUGAUAUAAAUGUUAUUUUAUUUCGUAUUUUCAUAAUAAAAUAUUAUAUCAUAAUAGUAUUCAAUCAAAACUUGUCUACAUGGCAGUAAGUCACAGCAUAAUUUACGUAAUCUAAUCCAAAAAAAAAAACACAAAAUUUACUGGAACUCGGCGACGUAAUAGACACAAAAAAGAUAUGGUUUUCAGGCUAAAUAAUGGAGGGAAGCUAGCAGAUAUUCAUAAAUUUCUACAAUAACUGCUAAAUGCCAUUACAACUACUGAAAAUUUUUAUCAAGGAAACGUAUGGAAUAUAAGACAGUUUGUGUUGAAGAUAUUGAUCAAGUAGGAGACAACGUCGUGAUAUACCAAUUAUUUCACUCGUAAAGAAAUAAUAGGUCACGAUGUCUGUUAGGUGAAUUUUGCUCUGCUAUUAAGUUAUAAUAACAUAUAUUACAUAUACAAAUCUAGGAUUUUUUAAAUAGAUUUAGAGAGGUGUAUAUUUUAUACAGAUUUUUAGAAACGUGAAACGAUAACCAAGUUUGAAAUUGAAUUUUCAUUUAUUGACAUUAUUUCUAGACAAAAUUCAUCAACUUUUGAAAAUAAUACUGCUAAGUCAUAUAACUCAUAGGCACAAAAUGAUUUCAAUUCCUAACGUUUUCCAUAUAUACUUGAAUAUUGUUCCCAUUAAAAUAGUGCUCCAUUUUAAUCUGUCAGUCUAGUUACGCACGUAGAAACAAUCCGCGCUUUGGUUUAUUAUUUACCGUACAUCACUUUAUU